AUGCUCACCAAGACAAUCGCAACGGCCGUCCUGGGUCUCGCGUCCCUGGUUUCCGCCGCUAAAAACUGCCCCGUCGCCGAUGUUUCCGCGAUUGCCCACACCGGCAACCCGGUCGGCGAGACGGUCUCCUACAACGGACUCGAUAUCUACGUCUCCAAGCCCAAGAAAUGGAGCGCGCGGGGUAACAAGACCACCACGGGUGUUCUCUACCUCACGGACGUCUUCGGCGUCCAGCUCGUCCAGAACACGCUUCUGACCGACAGCUUCGCGAGAGCCGGAUACCCAUCCGUUGCGCCCGACCUCUUCGGCGGAAACCCUGCGCCCAACGACAUCAACAUCCCCGGUUUCAACACCACUCAAUUCCUCGCCCAACACGGCCCCAACGUGACUGACCCGAUCAUCGCCAACGCCGUCAAGUACCUGCGUGAAGAGAUCGGCGUCGACAAGGUCGCAGUCACUGGAUACUGCUUCGGCGGCCGCUACGCCUUCCGCGAGCUUUCGGAGGGCAAGGGCGCAGAUGUCGCUUUUGCUGCGCACCCCAGCUUGUUGACCGAUGACGAGAUCAAGGCCAUCACGGGUCCCGCCAGUGUUGCUGCUGCCGAAACCGACAACAUGAUGUCUCCCGCUCGUCGCGCCGAGAUCGAGGCGCUUCUUUCCCAGACCGGUCAGCCGUUCUCGGUUGCGUUGUACGGUGGUACCUCGCAUGGAUUCGGUGUCCGGGCGAACGUCUCCGACCCGAAGCAGAAGUAUGGCAAAGAGGAGGCCUUCUUCCAAGCCGUUCGCUUCUUCGACACCUGGGCUUAG
Colletotrichum karsti is the source of this 804-nucleotide messenger RNA. Its product is annotated as dienelactone hydrolase. Gene Ontology annotation, molecular function: hydrolase activity. The record is from RefSeq and is a predicted model, not a curated record. The transcript has 4 exons. The coding region runs from base 1 to 804 and encodes 267 amino acids. NCBI's taxonomy places the organism in Eukaryota, Fungi, Ascomycota, Sordariomycetes, Glomerellales, Glomerellaceae.